CUUCACAGCUGUGCUGUGGCCCCGCCUCGCUCUACCACACGGCUGCAUAGUUUGGGGAGGCCGCAGAGCCCGGCGGGGGCUGAGAGCGAGUCUCUGAGCUCCGGGAGUGUGAGAGUCUGAGGGUUUCAGUGAGCGGGAGAAGACUGAACUCAUGGCGAAGGUGAACGGCGGGGCGUCCGGCUGUAGAGCCAUCGUUAUAGCGGGGCAGCUUUUAUCCAGGCCCACCCCGCUCGCUCAGCGGCACCACGGCGGCCAGCAGAGACUCGCCAAACUGCAGCGGCGGAUGAUGUCGGGCAGUAAGACCCCGGCGUGGACCCCGCAGGAGGCGCCCGGCAACUCCGUAUCUCCCACCGACCGGAGCGCGUGGUCUAACCGGACUCUGAUCUACCGGGACGUUAAAGCGUUCCUGAACGAGGUCGGCGGAGACCCGCGGGAGGCUCGCUACUGGCUGACGCAAUUCCAGCGAGCGAACCGGUCCCAGGCGCCCGCCUUCGCCGUGCUGGAGGUUGACCCGUCAGUGUUCAAGAGUCGUGAGAUGGUGCAGAGCCUGGCCUUUGGCCUCUCCUUCCUGCAGCGUAUGGAUAUGAAGUCAGUGGUGGUGAUGGGUCUUCCUCCUGAGCUGCUGGAGAAGGACAGUGGAGCAGAUGGGCCUAUUUCCUCUGACUGCAGGACUCUGCUGGUGAAGUAUUGCCAAGUUCUCGCUGAGGCCCUUCAGCACAACUCAGCCAGCGUCAUGCCUUUCUUCAGCGCUGAGGCACUGCUGCAGCUUCAGGAGCCGCAACACGGGGGCAGCAGCAGUCCGUCUGUGGUGGUGGACACAUCACUGCUGCAGUGGAGUCUAGACCGUGGAACCAUUCCUCUGGUGUGUCCUGUGGGCCGGGAUGCAGCUGGCUGCUCCAUGCUCCUAGACUCGGAUCAGGUCACUGCAGCCAUCUCUCGAGCCCUGCAGCCCCACAAAGUAAUUUUCCUCAACAGCAGGGGCGGCCUCCACAACCAGAACUGCAAGGUGGUGGGGACAGUAUCGCUGCCGGGUGACCUGCCGGCUCUGUCGUCGGCUGCGUGGCUGUGUGUGCGGGAGCGCAGGCGGGUCAGAGCCAUCGCUCAGCUCCUCAACCAGCUCCCGCCUGAGAGCUCUGCUGUAGUUACCUCCGCUAACACACUGCUGACAGAACUCUUCAGCCAUAAGGGUUCUGGCACCCUGUUCAAAAAUGAAGAUCCCAUUCACAAGUACAGAAGCCUGGAGGAGAUCGAUGUGGAUCGUUUGCUGGCGCUGAUCAACAAAUCAUUUGAAAAGAAACUGAAGGAGGAUUACAUCACUUCUCUUAAGGGGAGACUAUAUUCCAUCUAUCUGUCAGAAGGGUAUAGUGCAGCAGCCAUCAUCACCACAGAGCCGGUGAGCAGUGGAACUCUGUAUCUGGAUAAGUUUGUGGUGAGUGGCAGUAAACAGGGCCAGGGCACCAGUCAGAUCCUCUGGGAGUGUAUCCGGCAGGACCUGGGCAAGCUCUUCUGGAGGUCCCGCUCAACCAAUCGCAUUAAUCCAUGGUACUUCAAACACUGUGAUGGGAGCUUCACCAAUGGCAGCUGGAUUGUCUUCUGGUUCGGGCUGUCUGAUAUCCGAGAGUCUUACGAGCUUGUGGAAUACGCCAAACACAUGCCAGACUCCUUCUGCCCGAACCCAGAGACCGAGGCAUCCCCUCAGGAGCCCCCUCCAGGUUCCUGAAGCCCCCGUUUCAAACGGCACACUUUACAAUUAAGUAUUAAAGAUGCACGUGUGCCAUCCACUCCAGUGUGUGCUGUUAUUUUAAAGCUUAAAGUUUUUUAUGAGAAUGUUCAACUUAAACUGUUUCAGUAAAGCUGUCAGUUCUCAUUAUAUUUUUGACAUAAAAAUAAGCAGUUUUGGACAAUGAAAUGUCAGUAUUGCAAAUAUAUAUUAUUUUCUAUUGUUUUUUUAAUUAAAAAUGUAUGUUUAAAAUAUAAUUUACACAAAUUGACUUUCUGGUGGUCAGAAAUCUUAAAAUGUAGCACUCAUUUAGUAUCAACUUUUGUUCAAUACAGUAACUUUGGUCCAGAGCCUCAGCUGCAGUCUAGGUAGGACUGUCUCUCCUAUUAAGAUUUUUUAUUAGUACCUUGUGCAUCACACUAAUGGAUCACUCUGACGUGGCUGCAUGGUGGCAUUAUCAGAAAGAUCCUGACUCUUGCAUUGAGUCACAAAACCAGUGUGCAUUUUAUUUAUUUAUUUAUUUAUUUUUCUAUUUUUCACAGAAAUAAAUUAUACUUUUUUUUUGUUUUUUAGAGUGCCAGGAAGGAUACAUCAGGUUCCUUCACUUUGAAUAGCCUACUUUGACAGAGGGCGUUUUCACACUUGUCCACACCCAGAAACGAUUCUGGGUUCAUUUUUUGGAGGAGCUCAUUUAUAGCUAGUUUUAUUUAUUUAUAUAUAUAUAUAUAUAUAUAUAUAUAUAUAUAUAUAUAUAUAUAUAUAUAUACUUCACUUUUCUGCAUAUAGUUUUACAAAGUGGUUUUUGGAGCCAUUUGGCCAUUUGUGAUAAAAGGUAGCAGCACAUUACAAAAGCAAAACAAUCACACAAGCUCACCUGCAGACCUAGUAGCAGAUAGCUUUCUUUGUACCACACCUGGUGAAAUCCACAACUGAGUUCGCUUAAAGCGAACCCCAGAUCAUCUCAAAUUUCAGACUAGAAAGCAGUAUUCACACAUGAACAACUGUACCGAACCUGCUGAGAAAGCACACCCGGUUCCAGAGAAAAGGGCAAGUAACACUCAUAGUGGCUUCAAAAUUCAGCCAAUAAAAAACCCAGCUGUUCAGUCAUUGGUUGGUUCCUAGUUUUCUUACAUAUGGUCAAAACAAGCAAGCUAAAUUAGUUUGUUUUACUAUAUGCACAUUCAUAAUUUACUUACUCCAGCAUUACAUCAGAGUUUGUCAGUAACCUGAUCAAGUAACCUGAUCAGUAAUUGGAUUUUUGCUUUGCAACCAGCCCAUAAUCUUGACUUAACAUCAUGUAAAACCCUACCGUCAUGCAGUAACAUCUUGCAAUAUGAACAUAUGUCAGCUAGAAGAUUAGAUAAAAAAAGAACAUUAUUUAAUUUCUUCAAUUCAAGCCUCACUGCACAUAUGUUGGCGAACUCUUGUGGGUGCUGUGUUAAACGCUGCUCAAUUAGCCUACGUUCACAUUACAAGCCACAUUACCUAAAUCCGAUUUUUUGCUCAGAUAAGAUUUGGCUAUCUUGACGGUUCACAUUCACAAAUAUAAGUGACCUGUAUCUGUGUGUAAUGUGAACAGAUUUGUUCCUGUGCACAUUGAUUCGUGUAUUAACAUCACCUGAAUGAAUUCUGAUUUGACCGUUCACAUUGAUGUUGCAUGGCCAUAGAACAGAUACGUAUCCGAUUUAGGACCACGUAUAAAGUGAUUUAAAAAAAAAAGAACGUUCACACAGCCAUGAAAAAAUCUGAUCUGAGCCACAUUGAGCAAAAAAUUGGGUUACUGGGAUUUGGGUCACUUCAGCCUGGUAAUGUGAACGUAGCCUUAUUUCCUACAGUACUCUGCAAGACUUUACAUGGGCUGAUAAAUAUGAUAACUGCUCUUUUAAACUUUAGAUUUAUUUACAUUAUAGAUCUUACUGCUGUUGCUGUUUACAUAACAAGAGCAAUCAGAUAACUAAUGAAAUCUCACUCACAGAUGCUCAAGGCAGUUAGCAUUUCUAGUACUUGUUUACAUGUCUCAUUGCAUUCAUGACUGCAUCACUGGUAAUGAUUACAGUCAUUUUAGCUCUUCUUCCCUGAACUUUGUCUCCAUAUCCAAGAGGAACACAACACUGAUAACCCUGCAUUCCAGGAUCAUAAUUGUAGGGUCUAUGUGUGACUGAUUCAGACAUUAUGCUGAUGGUGAUUGAGCAUUGGGACACACUGACUGACCAGUUUAGCCAGUUCAGUUCUCAGGCUAGAUCUCAGUUUGGAACAGCAGGUAAAAUGCUGAAAUCUGGUUCCAUUAAUUUUCACUGUAAAGAAUAAGAGUUGAGGUUUUUUUUUACAAUACACCAUUUCACAUCAAACCACUGUGAAUGUCUUUUACAUAUGUGUUUACAUGUCAUUAAGGUUGAAAAACCAACAAAUUAUAAUUUUAAUGUGAAAGAAGGACUACAGUUUUAAGAUAAAAAAGUGUUUUAUGAAACGGUUUUAUGGUGCUUUAAAACAGUCACUGACCUUAAAAGCUAAUCAUACCUCAGUUCUUCAAUUAAUGAUUAAUUGUACUUGAUCUUUGUACAUCAGAUGUAACGUUAAAGGAUAAACUGACUAUUUAAACCCUG
This is a messenger RNA of Astyanax mexicanus (Mexican tetra), 4323 nucleotides long. It is a transcript of the gene nags, whose product is annotated as N-acetylglutamate synthase. Gene Ontology annotation, cellular component: mitochondrial matrix. The record is from RefSeq and is a predicted model, not a curated record. The coding region runs from base 152 to 1720 and encodes 522 amino acids. NCBI's taxonomy places the organism in Eukaryota, Metazoa, Chordata, Actinopteri, Characiformes, Acestrorhamphidae. Gene Ontology annotation, biological process: L-arginine biosynthetic process. Gene Ontology annotation, molecular function: L-glutamate N-acetyltransferase activity, acting on acetyl-CoA as donor; arginine binding. The transcript is spliced from 8 exons.